UCCUGGCCCUUGUGAUACUUCCUUCCUGGAAAUGUGACCAUUUGCUCAGCUGUGACUGUCAAGAGCGAAUGGUCACCCGGCAAAGGCCGUACUGCAAACAAAAACACUGAUCAAAACGCUGUCACGUUACCCCUGUGAGUAGCACGCUGUGCUGUGAUGGUGUGUGGCCUGAGGACGAGGGGAAACAACUGACACAGUCUUUUCCAAUUUUAUGUCCGUAGCAAACCGUGCUUGAACCGAUCACGCCAUAAUCCAUGACAGGGCGAACGUGCCAGCAGUAACACUUCCUGAUCAGAAUAUACUCCAAACUGAAUCAUGUCACAUGUCAGUACUGAAAUUUUGUUGGCCAGCUUCACGAUACAAGGACUAUUGCUGGGAUCGCUGCGGUGACAAGUAGCAAGUUGCUGAGCAUAAUGACAGCCGGCUGCGGGGAGGGUGAACAAGUUUCCCUGGCGGCGGCAUACCAAUUUGCCUGGCCAUGCCCAGUGGCCCAGAUGGCACUGACGCCAUGCACUGCUCCAUCUCUGGCUCUGCAUCCUCGUGAGGAUCAAAAGGCCAAUGUGCGCUUGCCAAUGAUUCACUGUUCUGAAUGUCUACUGGGAGGAAGGUCACGCCAAGCUCACCAUGCUGAGCCAGGGCGGGUUGGGUACACUGGUGCCAUUGCUGGCCAUUGCCGCUCAAGUUGGACUGGCUAGAAGCGGUGUUCUCUAUGACCCAGUACCGGUGGGACUGACAGCAGCAACAGCAACAGCAGCAGCAGUGAUAUCAGCAAGCAUUGGGACGGGAACGGCAGAAGGCGCCUCCGGAGAUUUGGGAGGUGUCGUCGCCCUGUCACAGUCCCAGCUCAUCACGUCGGCUGAAGAUCACAAUGCCGCAGUGCUCCAACUAUCCACCCCGGUGCAGCAGGCAGUGAGUAAAGAUUUAGCGUUGGUGCAUCAGGACACUUCCUUGGCUGACGAGACAUCCCCGCUGUUACAUCCGGACUGGCAGGUUGUACACAGCCAACUCACAUCCAGAAAUGCCCGCCAAGCUAGCGAUGAGAGUGCUUUGCAGCACGUUUCAGAAAGAUCCCCACGAUACCGAAGAAGACGGCGAUCUGCACAUACUCGACGCAGGAGAUCAAGUUAUCAAUCAAGGACGCGUACCCGAGGCAGGCGGUCAAGAUAUCGAGUGAGGACACGUACCCGACGCAGGAGGUUAAGGAGUCGAUCGGGGGUACGUACCCGACGCAGGAAGUCAAGGAGUCGAUUGGGGUUCGUACCAGACGCAGGUGGUCAAGGAGUCGAUCGGGGGUUCGUAUGCGACGCAGGAGGCCAAGAUAUCGAGUGAGGACACGUACCCGACGCAGGAGGUUAAGGAGUCGAUCGGGGGUACGUACCCGACGCAGGAAGUCAAGGAGUCGAUUGGGGGUACGUACCAGACGCAGGUGGUCAAGGAGUCAAUCGGGGGUUCGUACGCGACGCAGGAGGCCAAGAUAUCGAGUGAGGACACGUACCCGACGCAGGAGGUCAAGGAGUAGAUCGGGGGUACGUACCCAACGCAGGAGGUCAACGAGUCGAUCGGGGGUACGUACCCACCGCAGGAGGUCAAGGAGUCGAUCGGAGGUACGUACCCGACGCAGGUCAAGAUAUCCGAGUCGGAGUCAUGGAAAAGGUCGCAACAGACGGUGGCUGAGACGGAGCCGUGGAAAAGGUCGCAGCAGACAGUGGCUGAAACGGAGUCGUGGAAAAAGUCGCAACAGACAGUGGCCGAGACGGAGCAGCGGAAAAAGUCGCAAGAGACAGUGGCCGAGACGGAGCAGUGGAAAAAGUCGUAACUCAUUCAAGCAGUGGCUGAGACGGAGUCGUGGAAAAGGUCGCACCAUGUACAGGCGAUGGCUGAAACGGAUUGGUGGAAAGGGUAAGAACAUGUACAGGCGAUGGCUGAGCUGGAGACGUGGAGGAGAUCGGAACAAAAAGCAGCCAGGAAGGAGUCACCCACGAAAGAAGCCGGAUGGCACGCUGAAACUGGACCGUAAAAAGGAUAGAAAAGAUAGUCGGAAAGUCAGCAACAGAGAGAAGAAUAAGCCUAGUAAAAAAUUGGACGCGAAGGAAAAGCCAAAACGAGGGCAAAAUCAAGAGAAAGGGAGAAAGCCAGAUUAUGGGUCUAAUGUGGACCCUGAUCGUAGACCUACCCCAGGGCCUGAUCCUGGACCUGCCCCAGGGCCUGAUCCUAAACCUUCCCCAGGGCCUGAUUCUGGACCUGCCCCAGGACCUGAUCCUGGACCUGGACCUGCCCCAGGGCCUGAAUCACCUCCGCCACCACCAGGCCCCGAAAUCCAACCGCCACCAUCACCAGGCCCCAAAUUUGAACCACCACCACCAGAACCACAUUUUGACCCAUCACCAUCACAGCCAGAUUUUGACCCACCACCACCAGACCCAGAAUCUGACCCACAACCACCAGACCCAGAAUUUGACCCACCACCAUCACAACCACCACCACCAUCACGACCACCACCAGCAUCACCUGGCCCCGAAUUCCAACCGCCAUCACCAGAACCACCAGGCCCAAAAGCCAGACCUUUGCCACAACCUUGUCCAGGAGUCAUGUCACCAUCACCGGGCCCGGAAAUCAGGUCAACGUCAGUACCUAAUCACCCUGGAUCCUUGCAGCCAUCAGGGCCUCACAUUGGUAACUCUACACAGGAAGCAACAACUAAUACUUCAAAUUCCAGCAGCCUCAGUGGAAACAGCAGCGGCCCUGGGUUGACCGAGGACGUGGCACCAACAGUGGCUCUUCCAGCUCAGCUUUUCAAGCUAAAUGCGACUCCAAGACAAGCCGGAAGAUAUUCCACAAGUCGUAAACGGCGAAUGUCAACAGGCCGGAGGGGAUUGGAUCUGGUGAAGCACUUUGAAGGUCUCCGCCUGAAGGCAUACCUGGACGUAGCUGGUCAUCCCACCAUUGGAUAUGGUCACACAAGAAAUGUCCGAAUGGGGCAGACGAUAACUGAGCAGCAAGCUGACAAGUUUCUGCGAGGUGACCUGAGGGCUGCCGAGAAUGCAGUCAACAGGUAUGUCCGCUAUCGGCUGAACCAGAAUCAGUUUGAUGCUCUGGUGUCAUUCACCUACAACCUGGGUGCAGGUACCCUGCAGCGAAGUGAACUGCUGGACAAGCUAAAUGCUGGUCGAACAUGGCAAGUUCCUGGAGAGAUGAGUGAGUACAACAAGGCAAGAGUGGGUGGAAAGCUCAAGGCGCUGAGGGGAUUGAUCAGACGGCGGGCGGCAGAAUGUGCUCUAUGGAACAGGCCGGUGUGAACUUGGCCUGCAUGCAUCUGAUGCAGUGAUGGCACUGAAUGUUCCAAUUAUACAGUAUGCACAUUUGCUUGUGCUAUCACCUGAUUCUCAGCAGAAAUAUUGGGCAGAAAAUUUUAUUUGUUUUACACAGCAUUUCUUCGUUUUCUAUAAUAUGUAUGGUGCAUAAACAAGAAUUUCAUGCUUUACUUGCUGCGGCAAGCAGCACAGCACUUUCUACCAAAGUUUCCCAACACAGAUCUAAAA
Messenger RNA from Sycon ciliatum, 3539 nucleotides. Its product is annotated as serine/arginine repetitive matrix protein 2-like. The transcript has 3 exons. Gene Ontology annotation, biological process: cell wall macromolecule catabolic process; peptidoglycan catabolic process. Gene Ontology annotation, molecular function: lysozyme activity. Bases 1299 to 3296 code for a protein of 665 amino acids. NCBI's taxonomy places the organism in Eukaryota, Metazoa, Porifera, Calcarea, Leucosolenida, Sycettidae. The record is from RefSeq and is a predicted model, not a curated record.